This is a messenger RNA of Artibeus jamaicensis (Jamaican fruit-eating bat), 1613 nucleotides long. Its product is annotated as membrane-spanning 4-domains subfamily A member 15. Lineage: Eukaryota; Metazoa; Chordata; Mammalia; Chiroptera; Phyllostomidae. The record is from RefSeq and is a predicted model, not a curated record. The coding region runs from base 16 to 744 and encodes 242 amino acids. The transcript has 6 exons. Gene Ontology annotation, cellular component: plasma membrane. Gene Ontology annotation, biological process: cell surface receptor signaling pathway.
GGAGCUCUGAGCAAGAUGUCCGCAGCACCCGCCAGCAAUGGGGUGUUUGUCGUCAUCCCGCCCAGCAACGCCAGCGGCCUCCGCCCACCACCAGCCAUUCUGCCCGCCUCCACGUGCCAGCCUCCGGGGAUCCUGCACUUGGAGGAGCCACCGCUGGGGGCACAGACUCCAAGAACCACCCAGCCUCCGGACUUGCGGCCCACGGAGACCUUCCUGACAGGAGAGCCCAAAGCUUUAGGGACGGUGCAGAUCCUCAUCGGCCUCAUCCACCUGGGCUUCGGCAGCGUGCUGCUCAUGGUGCGCCGUGGCCGCGUGGGGAUGCUCUUCAUCGAAGGCGGCGUCCCCUUCUGGGGAGGAGCUUGCUUCGUCAUCUCUGGGUCCCUUUCGGUGGCAGCUGAGAAGAGCCACACCAGCUGCCUGGUGAGGAGCAGCCUGGGGACAAACAUUCUCAGUGCCAUGGCGGCCUUUGCCGGGACAGCCAUUCUGCUCAUGGAUUUUGGUGUCACUAACUGGGAUGUGGGCAGGGGCUAUCUGGCUGUGCUUACCAUCUUCACCAUCCUGGAGUUCUUCAUCGCCAUCAUUGCCACCCACUUUGGGUGCCAAGCCUCCCGCGCCCAAGCCAAUGCGCCUGUGAUUUUCCUGCCAAACGCUUUCAGCACAGACUUCAGCAUCCCCAGCCCCGCAGCCUCUCCACCCCCUGCCUAUGACAAUGUGGCGUAUGUGCCCAAGGAUUUGUCGGAGUAGAUGGUCACUCUGGCCUGUGGGUGUCCAGCCUUUCCCUUCCAAGCCCCGCCUUCCCCACCCCCACCUCGUUAAUCUGAGGCAGACCCCCUCCCCACUCCUCACAUUCUGUGGCCCUCGAGUGCAGUCUUCCCCGAGGACGUCUGUCCCACAGACACUUGUCCCACAGUGAUUUCUUUCCGAGAAGUGCUGGUUGAUGCCCAGGGCGUGUCCCUGGGCCCCGCCCCCUUUCUGUGCCGCUCUGUAUUUCCCUCUGCUCAUUGGGGAAACCCUGCCUCUUCGGAGACAGGUUCAGGGGCUGCCCCGGCCCUCAGACCUGGGGAAGGUUACUAAGCUCAGAGAGCCCCGAAUCCUCCAGAGGGGAGUAAUGUGCCCAGCUCCCGAGCCCACAGAGCCGGCAGUGGCCCGGCCUUGUGACUCGGGGCCCCAGGACCAGCUCUGUCCUUGUAAUCUGCUGCCCCACCUCAUCAGGCCUGUUUCCUAAUGAAAAGAAACCACUGAACCAGAUGGCACCUGCGGCCCCCCAGCUCCACCGGGCUCCCCAAAAGCUUGGUCUGAGCCAAGCGCUGUCACCCCACUGCUCCGAAACGCUCGUUUCCCGUCCCUGUAAAAUGGAGUCGGUACUGACUCUGGCCACCCACCCCCAAGGGCCCGGGACUUUGCCGGGGAAGGUCGGAGCCAGCCCACCAGACCCCAUCAUCAUCCCCGGGUGCACAGUGAUGGUGAGGCUCAGGACCUCCCUGUGCCCCCCACCUCCCUCCGGCCCAAAGGGCACCACGAGCUGGGCUGCCCGGGGCUGAGGCGACCCCUCAAGCUGGUACAGAGGCCCUGGCGGUGGCUCAUCCCACCCACAUCACAGACGGAAAUAAACA